AUGAGCAAUCGCCAAAUGCCGCCACCAUCCCCGCCCCAACAUUACCCUACAUCAAGAGGACAAACGGCAAAUGCGCCUCCGCUUCCUACAACCUUCUUGUCCCGUGAGCAGCAUCCCAGCAACCCGGCUCAUCGUCCUGGGAGCAGCAUGUCAAUAUCCGCCAUGCUCGGCUCGGACGCUGACCGGCCACCUCGGGAUGUAGGCCCCUACUCUCGUCCUCCUGUAUCCUCCUCUCCCUCUCCCUAUACCAGCGCUCCUCCUUCCGCGAAUCCCGGUGCCAUGUCUCCCCCGGCGAGACCUGCCUCCCUCGAAUACCCGUUCUUCCGGCGAUCCCAGACACCCGAAAAGUCGUUUGCGAAAAGCCACCCUCCAGCUCGCCCAUAUCGGUCGAGUUCCGGGGGUGUCUCACAGGCGUCUAUCACAGAGCAGUCAAAGUUCAACCCUUUGUCGUCGUCUCGUGCGCCGCCAUCAUCCUCACAAUAUCCCGACAAGCCUGGCUCAUCUCAUCCAUCUCCCCCAAUCUCCUCAGCAGAAACAGCUUACAACGAGUCGCGUCGCUUGAGUCUCAAUGGCUCGAUUCCCCGUCCCAGCAGCCAACCCCAGGCCGAGCCCUCGGCACGUGGGCCUGGCUACAGCCCACUCUCACGACCGGUCCUAGCAUUAGGGGAGGGUGCUGCUGGUCCUACUGCGGCAGCCAUUAGCGCAACACAACCGCGUCCGACACCAUUCUCAGAACAUGGCCGAUUCGGGAGUCUCUAUCCCGACCGCCAUUCGGAAGAACUAGCGCAGCGGGAGAAAGAGAGAGCGAUGGGGCAGGAGCUCGACGCUUCCCGAGCGUCAGGUCACCGGUACAGUGCUUACGGAGAUCGAGAGGCAUUUGGCCGGCCGCAAGGGCCCGGAGCGUGGGAACUCGGUCGUUCACAACCGCCUUCACCGGAAGCUAAGCGCUUUCCUGCACCUGAGCCCAGUCCCGGUUUCGGAUUCGGCGCGAUUCAAAGCUAUACCAAGUCAUUAGGUUCUCAGGCAGGAAGUGGUUCGCGACCUGUUUCUCUAUCCACUCAAACUCAACCCACGCCCCCGCCCAGUGAGCAACCGCCUUAUUUACACAAGUUGCAGACUGAACCGCCCCGGCUUUUCAGUUCUGGUUUAUCUACGGGUCCAUCACCCCUGACGCAAACCGCCACGGAUGAUCGACGCAAAGGAAGUGAUGAACUUAUGCACCACCGCAACCUUCUCGGAGUUGGUGCAGAGAAGCGAGGCGGUCGUGCUUCACCCUUGCCCCAAGCGGUGCAAGGUGCCUCGGGCCCUGGAGGGGAGUCGAGUAUCAAGAAUGACUUGGGCCGUGUGUUCUCCGGCAUCGGAAGUGGUGUCGGUGGUGUCACCGCCCCGACAGCAGGAAGCGCACACUCCACCCCCAUCAUGAGUCCCUUUAAACGGGACAGCGGUACAGCCCGGUCCACCAAUGGUGAUGCCCCGAACGAUGAAGCAAAGACUGCUCGACCUGGUUCGACCACCGGAAAACGGUCAAAGAAGUCGCGAGAGGAAGAAGUUCAAUCAGUGGAGGGUGAAAUCCUUGACUCGCGGACUGGUGUCUUGGGACGUGGUCGGCGAGGACGACAUGCCCACCACCACCAUCAUCAUCACCACCAUCACCGGAAGCCAGAAGAGGAAGGACGACCGAUGUCUUCGAUGAACUCCUUCCACCGGGCGUCGACGGUAUCAGCUGAGGGCAGCUCCGGAGUAACUCCGCAUCACCACCAUCAUCAUCACCAUCACCAUCAUCACCACCAUCACCCCUCCCGGACAUCUGCCCCUGCCCUCAACGUUCUGUCGCCUAUGCGUGAACCUCGGACCGUGGUGAACAUUGAUCCCGUGCGAUCUAGUGUUUCUCAUCUCCCCCGUCAUCACCUCGGUUCGACCUUGUACGCACCACGUAUUGGAGUCCCGUCCACCAAAUCCCCGCUAGAGAGUGCCAAAUUUGGAUACACUUCGACGCCCCAGCCGCUCCCGCGGUUUGAAGGCAAGGAGAACUGUACAUUUACGGUGCGUGUGCCUCGAUAUAGGAUCGACGCGGCCCGUCGCGAGGAAAUUUGUGCACGCCGGGCUCUGUGGGGAACGGGUGUCUACACCGAUGACUCGGAUCCCGUUGCAGCUGCAAUCCACUCGGGAUUUAUCCGCGGCGCCUGGGGAGACGAUGUGGACGAGAGCUUCCUGGAUUUGGAAAUCAGAGACACCUACCAGCAUGCGCCGCCACCGUCGGAGGAAGAACGCGAGUCAGAUCAACCCCGGAUUCCCCCGGUGCCACCCGCAGACAAGGAUCUCCACAUCACCUUGUUGAUCCUCCCCAAGCUGGACAAGUACGAUCAGAGCGUGCUGUUUGGCAUCAAGUCGCGGACCUGGGACGGCAGUCACGACGGUAUGAGCUUCCAGGUCUUGCGCAUUGACUGGGUUGAAGAAGGUGCCGGACGUGGUGAAGAGCGCGGCGGCGAAGCACGACGCAAGCGUCUACGCAACCUCAUGCAAACCGGGAGAAUCUGCACGGGACCUGCAGUGAUCAAGUUGGAGGACCUUCGCAAUCGCGGAUUGGAAGUUGAUGCGCGAUCGAAGAUGCGAAUGAACGAAGAACAGCGGACUACGGUGCAGCCGGUCUCAUGA
Molecule: messenger RNA, 2655 nt
Organism: Aspergillus chevalieri
Lineage: Eukaryota; Fungi; Ascomycota; Eurotiomycetes; Eurotiales; Aspergillaceae
Exons: 2
Coding region: 1-2655 (884 amino acids)
Source: RefSeq, a predicted model, not a curated record